Molecule: messenger RNA, 819 nt
Organism: Cyphomyrmex costatus
Lineage: Eukaryota; Metazoa; Arthropoda; Insecta; Hymenoptera; Formicidae
Product: ras-GEF domain-containing family member 1B
Exons: 6
Coding region: 1-819 (272 amino acids)
Biological process (GO): Ras protein signal transduction
Cellular component (GO): plasma membrane
Molecular function (GO): guanyl-nucleotide exchange factor activity
Source: RefSeq, a predicted model, not a curated record
AUGGCCAAUAGUAAUUUGGCCAAUAUUACUAUUAGGACUCCAAUAGUUACUAUUGAUGCUUCAAUAGUUACUAUUAGGACUCCAAUAGUUACUAUUGAUGCUUCAAUAGUUACUAUUAGGACUCCAAUAGUUACUAUUGGAUCCAAUAUUAUUCAAACUAUUGGAGUCCUAAUAGUAACUAUUGAAGCAUCAAUAGUAACUACUGGAGUCUCAGUAGUAACUACUGGAACACCAAUAGUGGAUAUCACCGAACUCUGUCCAUCAGCCACUGUACUAGCGCAACAAUUGACUCAUGUAGAACUUGAAAGACUCUCUUAUAUCGGGCCCGAGGAAUUUGUGCAGGCUUUCGCCAAAGAGUCACCGCAUUUAGAAACAUCUUUUAAAGAUAUGAAGAAAACUCGGAAUCUUGAAUCGUACGUUCAAUGGUUUAAUAGACUGAGCUACUUCGUAGCAACGGAAGUUUGUAAGCAUGCAAAGAAAAAACAACGCGUUCGCGUAGUCGAAUACUGGAUUGAAACUGCUCGAGAAUGCUUUAACAUUGGCAAUUUUAAUUCUUUGAUGGCGAUUAUUGCUGGCCUCAAUAUGUCUCCGAUAUCUCGUUUGAAAAAAACAUGGUCAAAGAUACAAUCUGCCAAGUUUUCCAUUUUGGAGCAUCAAAUGGACCCAAGCAGCAAUUUUAGUAGCUAUCGUAGCACAUUGAAGGCUGCAAUGUGGCGUAGUACUGGCGCUACAGAUGAACGUCAGCGAAUCGUAGUGCCCUUUUUUAGUCUUCUCGUCAAGGACUUAUACUUCCUCAACGAGGGUUGUAGUAAUAAGUAA